CUUCGCUAAGCCCAUGUCUACAAUUCUUGUAGUGAUGUUAUAAUCUUAUACUAUAAAACUCAAGAGAUUGCUAAAAGCAAGUUUGUACCAAAAUAUGGGAUCCAUUUGCAUAUGGUUCCUAGAUUUGAAUAUCAACAAUCGUAAUUAUUAACUGUGGUAUAAAUACGUUUCUCAUAUGGAGGCGGCAGAGAAAGAGCUAUAACUAUAAAUUAACCCAAAGGAGACUAGAGCUAGUUAGGUGCAAAACCAAAAAAAUGGAUUCUCAAGCCGAACCCAAGCUUGAAAUUUUCUUUUUUCCUUACAUACUUGGUGGUCACUUGAUCCCCAUGAUAGACCUAGCCAGACUCUUCGCUUCUCAUGGCGUGAAGGCCACCAUUGUCACAACCCCUCACAAUGUCAUCCUCUUCCAAAACCCCAUCCUCAGAGACCAACAACUAGGCUAUGAUAUCGGCUUCCUCACCUUAAAUUUCCCGGCUGAAGAGUUUGGUCUCCCGAACGGUUGCGAAAACGAACUCACAACCACUAAUGGAGACAUGUUCACCAAACUCUUCAUGGCUGCCAUGAAGCUCCAAGACCCUCUUGGGAGGCUCCUUAGCCAGACCCGACCGGACUGUCUUAUCUCGGACAGACUUUAUCCUUGGACUGCAGAUGUCACUGACGGGCUUGGAAUCCCUAGGGUUGUGUUUGAUGGGAGUGGCAGCUUCUCUCACUGUGUGGAGGAAAGUCUCAGACGGUAUGCUCCACAUGAGAAAGUUGUGUCUGAAACUGAGGCUUUUCUCGUGCCCGGCCUACCCAACCAAAUCGAGCUCAAAAGGUCAAUGCUGCCGGAUUAUGUCAAAGCCGAAAAUGUGUUCACUCAUUUUCUCAAUGAGGCUCUAGAGUGUGAGAUUAAAAGCUAUGGGAUUGUGGUGAACAGCUUCUACGAGCUAGAACAAGCUUAUGCUGAUUACUUUCAGAAGGAUAUGAAGAGGAAAAUAUGGCACAUAGGGCCGGUCUCAAUGUACAACCGGACCAACAUCGACAAGGUCGAAAGAGGCAUCAAAACCUCCAUUGAUGAGCAUAGUUGUUUGAGUUGGCUUGAUUCAAGAGAACCCAACUCAGUUCUUUACAUAAGCUUUGGAAGCAUGCCAAGAAUCACUUCAGCUCAGCUUUUGGAAAUUGCUCAUGGGCUUGAAGCUUCCAACCACCCUUUCAUUUGGGUGAUUGGGAGGAUUUUAGACUACUCAUCAAAAGAGAAGCAACAAGUGGAAAGUGUUGUGCUUCCUGUGGGAUUCGAAGAAAGGAUUACGAAAUCGAAAAGAGGGCUUAUGAUAAGAGGCUGGGCUCCUCAGCUUUUGAUUUUAGAACACCCAGCUGUUGGUGCUUAUAUGAACCAUUGUGGGUGGAACUCCAUCAUUGAAGGUGUAACAGCUGGUGUGCCAAUGAUCACAUGGCCUUUCUCCUCGGAGCAGUUCUACAAUGAGAGGUUCAUUCUCAAUGUCAUAAGGGUUGGGAUUUCAAUGGGGAAUGAGGACUGGGUUCCACUGAACGAGCUGCCUAGGGUGAACAUAAAGAGGGACAAGGUUGCCCAUGUUGUGAACAGACUAAUGGGAUGUGGAGAAGAUGAAGUGGUUGACAUGAGAAAGAGAGCAGAAGAGUUCAGAGACAAAGCCAUGAAAGCUUUUGAAAAAGGUGGCUCUUCUCAUUCCAAUGUUCAUGCCUUCAUUGCCGAGCUCAAGUCUUGCCGGAAAAUUAGUCAAAAUGGUCAUUAGUUUGUAAAGAAGGUCGAGAUUUCAUUCUAAAUUCAGGAAAGUAGCUAUUGGAGUUCGGGUCAAGGUUCAAAACUAGGGCUUGUCGUAUUGCAACUCCACAUUUUCUAUUUUAUGUUUUUUUUUUUGUUACUUUCCCUUGUAUUCUAUGUGAAUUGUAAGAGCAGGGCUUUUAACUUUUUUUAUUUCGGCAGCAUUGAUCAAUACAUGUCUAAGUGUAAUCAGCAAUUUGGGUCUUUAAAUUAUCUUGUUUUCAGAAGAGUCGGGCCAUUUUAUCCUUUUGAAAGGAGGUGGCCACUUUGGUACCGUUUGGCAGGCAAAUAAUUGGCGAAUGGGAUGGUACGAAGUUGUUUCGUUGUCAUCAUUCAAUCAUUAAUUUGACUGGAGGAGUAAGUUAUGGGA
Molecule: messenger RNA, 2150 nt
Organism: Pyrus x bretschneideri (Chinese white pear)
Lineage: Eukaryota; Viridiplantae; Streptophyta; Magnoliopsida; Rosales; Rosaceae
Product: anthocyanin 3'-O-beta-glucosyltransferase-like
Exons: 1
Coding region: 255-1751 (498 amino acids)
Molecular function (GO): UDP-glycosyltransferase activity
Source: RefSeq, a predicted model, not a curated record